Molecule: messenger RNA, 1258 nt
Organism: Blepharisma stoltei
Lineage: Eukaryota; Ciliophora; Heterotrichea; Heterotrichida; Blepharismidae
Source: the annotation of a GenBank genome assembly
AUGGAGAGACUCUUGAACAUAAAAAAUCAUUUUGAGUGCGAGAACAGCUUAGAAGACAUUGGCUAUACUAUAUUAAAUCACUCCAUUCCCGAUCAAAAAACAUCAUUUUCCAAUAAUCAUCCUCAUUUGGGCUUCCAUCAAUGCCAGCAUUUUCAUGUUUACUGCCCAUCUCAUUUCAAAGGUCCUCUUGUCGCUUACAUUGACCCAGAUUCUCAUAAAUCUGACACCAAGCAAUAUCAUGAAGCCUUAAUUGAUGGAGAAAUUCUCAUAACUCAAAUCCCAUCUGAUGUUAUAGAAGUUCAUGUUCCUAGCGGGCGUUGUAUAGUUAUUCACCCGAAGCUUACGCAUCAUGGUCAAGCAUAGGUCGCAAUCAGACACCCCCAUCCCCCAAUAAAGGAACCCCCACCCCCUAAAAAUGGUACCCCCCCACCCCCCCUCUCGAGUUUAUCCUAUAGAAGUAAUUGUUAGGAAACAAGCAGAAUAAUUUAAAUAUAAUCCAAUUAAAACACUGUAUUGAUAAAUUAAGUUCACAAAUUACUUUAUAUAUUUAUGAUUAAUUAAUAAAUUUAAAUUAAUAAACAAUUAAUUAGAAAAUAUAUUAAAUUUGCUUUUUAUAUUUAUAAAUAUAAUGUCUAAGGUAUAGAUAAUAGCAUUGAUUAUUAAUGAGCCAAGCACAACAAUAACUUGCAUUAAAUUUAUUGAUUCAUAAAUUAAAGCUAAUCUAAUGGCCAUUGUACAAGGAUUGCAGGACUGAAUUGGUAACAGGAUUCAAUAGUGCUAUAAAAACAUAGUAUUUGCUAUUGCCAGUUUUACUUUUGGAUCUCUAAUUCGCCUCUUUAGCCAUUGUUCCACAAAGUCCAUAAACAUAUACAAUAUAUACUGCUAAUUAAUACCAAAGAUCAUUAUUAUGCUUGCUAACAAAUUUCUUCAGAUUUGGUGUGCUUACUAGUUAUAGGAAAUUCUCACCCCAUUCCAUCUACUCCUUAAUCGAUUGUGCUACGCUAUGUGAAUAUUGUAUAAAUCAGUAAUUUUUAAUAUUUAAAAUAAUAAUUUAUUUAUUUAUUACGUCUGCUCUAUUUUGGCAUUUGUCAUAUAUUUUAUGCUAUAUUAAGGGGGGUGUGGGUGGGGGUGCCAUUUUUUAGGGGGUGGGGGUACCAUUUUAUAGGGGGUGGGGUGGGGGGUACCACUUUUAGGGGGGGUGGGGGUGUAGGGUUGCUACCUGUGCUUAACCACGCAUCAUAUUAAACUGUUGUAUUAG